Messenger RNA from Biomphalaria glabrata, 1054 nucleotides. RefSeq lists its product as uncharacterized. Lineage: Eukaryota; Metazoa; Mollusca; Gastropoda; Planorbidae. Bases 166 to 735 code for a protein of 189 amino acids. The transcript has 7 exons. The record is from RefSeq and is a predicted model, not a curated record.
AACCCUCUAAUACAUUUUUUUCAGGAAGAAUAAACAAGCAAGAACUUUUUUUUAAAGGAAACCCAUGUUUGGAAGGAUAUCAGCUUCAUCCCGGCUUGUGAUUUUGGCUUUGAAGUAAAAAAAAAACUUGGUCAAUGUGCGAAGACAACUUAGCUGUAUGAAACAAUGACCACUGGACAGAAACACAGCCUGGGAGAACUAAUGUUGUGUAAAGAGGAUUUUAACAAGAAUCCUUACCCAGACUUCAACUGGUGGAAUGACACAGUGCCGCAGAAGAAAGCCGUAUUCCUACGCAAAGAUGAGCUGCCCAUUCCAAAACUUCCAGAUCGCUACCCUUACCGCUACACUUCCGCAGGGCCUUGCUCUGUGGGCAGAACAGCCAAGGAGAUGGACAUCUACAGAAUGUCAUAUAAGGUGUUGCCUAAAAUCAAAGCGGAAGACAAGUUGGAUGUGAGGAUGAUUAACCAGGUCAGAGGUUAUGAGACGACAAGCAUGACUGCAUCACUCCAACCAUUUCGGUCAUCUGCAGACCACCUACAUAUGGCUUCCAUAAUUCCUUUCGGUCUCAAUGAAUCUCUCUAUGUGCCGUUUCAAUCUCAGUCGAAAUUUGAUAAGUACGUAGUCAACUUGCUGCACCCCGGCUGGAGGAAUGAUCCGCUCUACAGACGGUGCAUCAAGUUUGGAUUCCAAGAAAGUCCAGAAGAUUCUGGGCCGACGGAAGUCUCACGAAGAUAAAAACUCGGAUCAAUGCAUACCAUGUCACAAGUCUUGUGGGUUAAUUAAAAUUAUCCCCCAAGCAUCAUUUUUCUUAAACCCAAGCUAAAAAUGUGUUAGCUGUCUGGGUAUAUUUUUUUGAAUUUGUAUACAUUAGGGUUUACUUGAUACACUUAUAAAUAUAAAUCACGUGACACUAUUCUAGAUUGUCAAGUAGUUAGGCUAGAGAAGAAAGCAGCAUAGAUUCUCUUACCAUCGUGAUCUUAUGACCUUUCCAUCUAUACAUUAUUUUACAUAUUUAAUAUCUCUUGUUUUGCCCAGAUAAUUUGGCAAAUAAAAA